Molecule: messenger RNA, 633 nt
Organism: Lodderomyces elongisporus
Lineage: Eukaryota; Fungi; Ascomycota; Pichiomycetes; Serinales; Debaryomycetaceae
Gene: RLP24
Product: ATPase-activating ribosome biosynthesis protein
Exons: 1
Coding region: 1-633 (210 amino acids)
Biological process (GO): ribosomal large subunit biogenesis
Cellular component (GO): nucleolus
Source: RefSeq, a predicted model, not a curated record
AUGAGAAUUUACCAGUGUCAUUUUUGCUCAUCGCCUGUAUAUCCACUUCACGGAAUCACAUUUGUGCGUAAUGAUGCUAAGGAGUUUAGAUUCUGUCGUUCCAAAUGUCAUAAAGCAUUCAAGCAACGUCGUAAUCCACGUAAGUUGAGAUGGACCAAGGCAUUUAGAAAAGCUGCAGGUAAGGAGUUGGUUGUGGAUUCAACAUUGACUUUUGCUGCUAGAAGAAACGUUCCAGUUAGGUAUAAUAGAGAUCUUGUUGCCACAACUUUGAAGGGUAUGAGUAGAAUCGAGGAGAUUAGACAAAGAAGAGAAAGAGCAUUCUACAAGAAUAGAAUGAGAGGUAACAAGGAGAGAGCUUUGGCAGCAGACAGAAAAUUGGUUGAGGAGAACCCUGAAUUGUUGAGAUUAAGAGAAGUCGAAUUGAGAAGAAAGGCUGAGAAACAAGCUGCUAAGGAAAAUGCCAUGGAGGAGGAAGACGAAGAAGAAGAGGAGGACGAUGUGGAAGAAGAGGACGAGGAAAUGAUGGAUGAAGAUGAGGAGAUGGAGAGCGAAAGCGAAAGUGAAAGUGAAACAGAGGGUAAGAAGAUCAAACAAAAAGUGUUGUUGAAAAACAAGAGAAAGACAAGAAGGUGA